Molecule: messenger RNA, 1260 nt
Organism: Hippopotamus amphibius kiboko
Lineage: Eukaryota; Metazoa; Chordata; Mammalia; Artiodactyla; Hippopotamidae
Product: olfactory receptor 18-like
Exons: 4
Coding region: 1-1260 (419 amino acids)
Biological process (GO): G protein-coupled receptor signaling pathway
Cellular component (GO): membrane
Molecular function (GO): G protein-coupled receptor activity; olfactory receptor activity
Source: RefSeq, a predicted model, not a curated record
AUGCUGCAGCAGAGAUGCAGCCCAGCCAGUAAGUGUUCAAGAUACAUGGAACCUGGAAACCUAACAAGUGUCUCAGAAUUCUUCCUCCUGGGCCUCUCAGAUGAUCCAGAAUUGCAGCCUGUGCUCUUCACCCUGUUCCUGUCCAUGUACCUGGUCACCAUGUUGGGGAACCUGCUCAUCAUCCUGGCUGUCACCUCUGACCCCCACUUCCACAACCCCAUGUACUUCUUCCUCUCCAACCUGUCCUUGGCUGACAUUGGUUUCAUCUCCACCACAGUCCCCAAGAUGAUUAUGAAUAUCCAAACUCACAGCAGAGUCAUCUCCUAUGAGGCCUGCCUGACACAGAUGUCUAUUUUUAUCAUUUUUGGAUGUAUGGAUGACAUGCUUCUGACUGUGAUGGCCUAUGACAGGUAUGUGGCCAUCUGUCACCCACUGCACUACAAGGUCAUCAUGAACCCACACCUCUGUUGCAUCUUCAUUUCAGUGUCUUUUUUUCUUAGCCUUUUGGACUCCCAGGUGCAGAAUUUGAUUGUAUUACAAUUUACCUGCUUCAGGGAUGUGGAAAUUUCUAAUUUCUACUGUGACCCUUCUCUUCUUCUCAACCUUGCCUGUUCGGGAUCUUUCACCAAUAACAUAGUCAUGUAUUUUGUUGUUGCCAUCUUUGGCUUACUCCCUUUCUUAGUGAUCUUUUUUUCUUACUAUAAAAUUCUUUCCUCCAUUCUCAGAGUCCCCUCAUCAGGUGGGAUGUAUAAAGCCUUCUCUACCUGUGGCCCUCACCUGUCAGUUGUUUGCUUAUUUUAUGGAACUGCCCUUGGUGUGUACCUCAGUUCAGCUGUCUCACAAUCUCUCAAGAAGGAUGUAGUUCCCUCGGUGAUGUGUACUGUUGUCACCCCCAUGCUGAAUCCCUUCAUCUACAGUCUGAGGAACAGAGACAUCAAAAGGGCCGUUUGGAGGUUGCUUAGCAAAACAAUCUCACCUUUGUACCUGUACCACCCAUUUGGAGUGAACCUGCAUCACAAAGUCCAGCCUGAGUCUGUCGUUGUUCCAGCCCUGAGGAGGGAGCCUGAGACUUCAGCAUACACCAAGCAGGAGAGAAGCAGUGAAUCUGUGGUCCUUGGUCAUGCUCCAGCAGAGAUGCAGCCCAGCCCACAGCAAAUGGGUCUCUGUAAACUUCCCCUUAAUCACUGUAAUCAUUAUGAAAGUGGUGAUGAAGAUGAAGAUGAGGAUGAGGAGGAUGACAUGAACCAUAACAUCAUGUAA